CUAUCAAGUGUCACUGUCACUGUGUCACUUGAAUUAUUCGUAGCGAAUUUUUGCCCUUUGCCUAGAAAUAAAACUAUUCCAAGAUGGUUAUCCGAUUCGGAGGAACCCUGAGAGAAAUAAGGAUUCAUUUAUGCCAGACUGGUAAACAAUCUCAGGGUGUCAGGGAUUUCAUUCAGAAGCACUAUGUUAGCAUUAAAAAGGAGAAUCCUAACUUCCCGAUUCUGAUUCGAGAAUGUAAUGGUGUCCAGCCGCGCGUUUGGGCUCGCUAUGAGCGUGGCCAGGAGAAGAGCGCCCCCCUCACAGACUACACCGCAGAUAAAGUACUCUCGGCCUUACAGCAGUUAGCAAAGUAAAUUAUCUGUUCUGUUUCAUUUAUGUGUUAUAUAAAUAUUAGUCAUUAGCAAAGGA
Molecule: messenger RNA, 408 nt
Organism: Trichoplusia ni (cabbage looper)
Lineage: Eukaryota; Metazoa; Arthropoda; Insecta; Lepidoptera; Noctuidae
Gene: ND-B8
Product: NADH dehydrogenase [ubiquinone] 1 alpha subcomplex subunit 2
Exons: 3
Coding region: 84-353 (89 amino acids)
Source: RefSeq, a predicted model, not a curated record